AUGCUCUCCCCGAACGAUCAAUCACGAGCGCAGGCGAUAGCGUUUGGUUCCAUUGCAGGCAUGGCGGCGGGCUCGAGCGCGUCAGGGAGUGCAGUGAGCGCGUCAGGGGGAAGUGCACUGAGCGUGGGCCAAAACGGCCGGAUGAAGCGACGGAGAGGCGACGUUGGAACGCCUCUUGACGCCGCAGCAGUAGGCGCGUGCAGUGGGGUCCGGCAAGCUGACCGCGCGGGUUCGAAUCUCGGCGUCAGCAGCGGCAGUGGCGAAGGCUCGGCAGCAGCUGGUGCGAGCUGCGAGGAGCGCGCUCGACUGGCAGCGCAAGCAGGUGGCUCCGGCGGUCAUGCCGCGGGCGCCGCUGCAGAGAUGGAUUCAGCCGUCGCGGCUGUUGCUGCCGCGGGUGCUCCCCCGCGCCCUGCCGUCGCGCUGGCGGCUGCUGCUGUUGCACACGCCGCUGGGACGACGGAUGAGGCUGCUGGGGUUGCUGGUAGUGGCGCUGGUUCUGGAACCACUGGCGCCAUCCCUGCUGCUGCCGCUGCAGUGGGGCGUGCUACAGCCUGCGCGCGUGAAGGUUCUGCCGUCCCCUGUGCUGAGACGGCAGCACACACCAGCGGUAGCGCUGCUCGCCUCGCUGCCGAGCCUGCUCUCCCUGCUGCACCCGCCGCUGCCACUCCUGCUGCUGCUGCAGGACAGGCGCUGCAAGGAGCGGUGGCGAUUGUGGGUGGCGCCGCAAGCAGUGCUGCGCGCGAGCGUGCAGGAGGGGGCGCAGCGCAAGGGGGGCCCAGUGCAGGAGCGGAGAGAGCAGGGGGGAGCGGAGGAGAGGGGGGUGGGGGAGCGGGUGGGGACGAGGAGGUGGCGCGGGCGGCACAGCUGGCGGAGGACGAGCGGCUGGCGAGGGAGCUGCAGCGCGCAUUCGAGGAGGAGAGCAGCAUCCCGUUCGUGAGUGCUCCGUGCAUGGCAUGGCAUGGCAUGUCAUGGCAUGGCAUGGCAUGGCAUGGCAUGUGUCACGUCAUUCUGCGUCCAUUCUGGGACUGUGCUGCAUGCGCUGUGCUGCAUGCGCUGUGCUGCAUGCGCUGUGCUGCAUGCGCUGUGCUGCAUGCGCUGUGCUGCAUGCGCUGUGCUGCAUGCGCUGUGCUGCAUGCGCUGUGCUGCAUGCGCUGUGCUGCAUGCGCUGUGCUGCAUGCGCUGUGCUGCAUGCGCUGUGCUGCAUGCGCUGUGCUGCAUGCGCUGUGCUGCAUGCGCUGUGCUGCAUGCGCUGUGCUGCAUGCGCUGUGCUGCAUGCGCUGUGCUGCAUGCGCUGUGCUGCAUGCGCUGUGCUGCAUGCGCUGUGCUGCAUGCGCUGUGCUGCAUGCGCUGUGCUGCAUGCGCUGUGCUGCAUGCGCUGUGCUGCAUGCGCUGUGCUGCAUGCGCUGUGCUGCAUGCGCUGUGCUGCAUGCGCUGUGCUGCAUGCGCUGUGCUGCAUGCGCUGUGCUGCAUGCGCUGUGCUGCAUGCGCUGUGCUGCAUGCGCUGUGCUGCAUGCGCUGUGCUGCAUGCGCUGUGCUGCAUGCGCUGUGCUGCAUGCGCUGUGCUGCAUGCGCUGUGCUGCAUGCGCUGUGCUGCAUGCGCUGUGCUGCAUGCGCUGUGCUGCAUGCGCUGUGCUGCAUGCGCUGUGCUGCAUGCGCUGUGCUGCAUGCGCUGUGCUGCAUGCGCUGUGCUGCAUGCGCUGUGCUGCAUGCGCUGUGCUGCAUGCGCUGUGCUGCAUGCGCUGUGCUGCGCUGCAUGCGCUGUGCUGCAUGCGCUGUGCUGCAUGCGCUGUGCUGCAUGCGCUGUGCUGCAUGCGCUGUGCUGCAUGCGCUGUGCUGCAUGCGCUGUGCUGCAUGCGCUGUGCUGCAUGCGCUGUGCUGCAUGCGCUGUGCUGCAUGCGCUGUGCUGCAUGCGCUGUGCUGCAUGCGCUGUGCUGCAUGCGCUGUGCUGCAUGCGCUGUGCUGCAUGCGCUGUGCUGCAUGCGCUGUGCUGCAUGCGCUGUGCUGCAUGCGCUGUGCUGCAUGCGCUGUGCUGCAUGCGCUGUGCUGCAUGCGCUGUGCUGCAUGCGCUGUGCUGCAUGCGCUGUGCUGCAUGCGCUGUGCUGCAUGCGCUGUGCUGCAUGCGCUGUGCUGCAUGCGCUGUGCUGCAUGCGCUGUGCUGCAUGCGCUGUGCUGCAUGCGCUGUGCUGCAUGCGCUGUGCUGCAUGCGCUGUGCUGCAUGCGCUGUGCUGCAUGCGCUGUGCUGCAUGCGCUGUGCUGCAUGCGCUGUGCUGCAUGCGCUGUGCUGCAUGCGCUGUGCUGCAUGCGCUGUGCUGCAUGCGCUGUGCUGCAUGCGCUGUGCUGCAUGCGCUGUGCUGCAUGCGCUGUGCUGCAUGCGCUGUGCUGCAUGCGCUGUGCUGCAUGCGCUGUGCUGCAUGCGCUGUGCUGCAUGCGCUGUGCUGCAUGCGCUGUGCUGCAUGCGCUGUGCUGCAUGCGCUGUGCUGCAUGCGCUGUGCUGCAUGCGCUGUGCUGCAUGCGCUGUGCUGCAUGCGCUGUGCUGCAUGCGCUGUGCUGCAUGCGCUGUGCUGCAUGCGCUGUGCUGCAUGCGCUGUGCUGCAUGCGCUGUGCUGCAUGCGCUGUGCUGCAUGCGCUGUGCUGCAUGCGCUGUGCUGCAUGCGCUGUGCUGCAUGCGCUGUGCUGCAUGCGCUGUGCUGCAUGCGCUGUGCUGCAUGCGCUGUGCUGCAUGCGCUGUGCUGCAUGCGCUGUGCUGCAUGCGCUGUGCUGCAUGCGCUGUGCUGCAUGCGCUGUGCUGCAUGCGCUGUGCUGCAUGCGCUGUGCUGCAUGCGCUGUGCUGCAUGCGCUGUGCUGCAUGCGCUGUGCUGCAUGCGCUGUGCUGCAUGCGCUGUGCUGCAUGCGCUGUGCUGCAUGCGCUGUGCUGCAUGCGCUGUGCUGCAUGCGCUGUGCUGCAUGCGCUGUGCUGCAUGCGCUGUGCUGCAUGCGCUGUGCUGCAUGCGCUGUGCUGCAUGCGCUGUGCUGCAUGCGCUGUGCUGCAUGCGCUGUGCUGCAUGCGCUGUGCUGCAUGCGCUGUGCUGCAUGCGCUGUGCUGCAUGCGCUGUGCUGCAUGCCGCUGCAUGCGCUGUGCUGCAUGCGCUGUGCUGCAUGCGCUGUGCUGCAUGCGCUGUGCUGCAUGCGCUGUGCUGCAUGCGCUGUGCUGCAUGCGCUGUGCUGCAUGCGCUGUGCUGCAUGCGCUGUGCUGCAUGCGCUGUGCUGCAUGCGCUGUGCUGCAUGCGCUGUGCUGCAUGCGCUGUGCUGCAUGCGCUGUGCUGCAUGCGCUGUGCUGCAUGCGCUGUGCUGCAUGCGCUGUGCUGCAUGCGCUGUGCUGCAUGCGCUGUGCUGCAUGCGCUGUGCUGCAUGCGCUGUGCUGCAUGCGCUGUGCUGCAUGCGCUGUGCUGCAUGCGCUGUGCUGCAUGCGCUGUGCUGCAUGCGCUGUGCUGCAUGCGCUGUGCUGCAUGCGCUGUGCUGCAUGCGCUGUGCUGCAUGCGCUGUGCUGCAUGCGCUGUGCUGCAUGCGCUGUGCUGCAUGCGCUGUGCUGCAUGCGCUGUGCUGCAUGCGCUGUGCUGCAUGCGCUGUGCUGCAUGCGCUGUGCUGCAUGCGCUGUGCUGCAUGCGCUGUGCUGCAUGCGCUGUGCUGCAUGCGCUGUGCUGCAUGCGCUGUGCUGCAUGCGCUGUGCUGCAUGCGCUGUGCUUCCAUUCCGUUCUCCCUGAUCCCUCUCCCGCGACAACCCAUCGAUUCCCCCCACCCCUGCUCUGCCACACCACCAUCGAUUCCCUGUGUUGCUCUCUUCUGCUCUCUUCUCUCCUCCACCCCCUGGGGCGGGGACUGGCGACGGACUACCAGCUGGCGAUGCUGCUGCAGGCGGAGGAGACGCAGCACCUGCGCUCCCGCGUGCUCCGCUCCUCCCACGCCCCUCGGCAGCAAGCACGCGGGCACAGCGGACAGCACACGGGCGAGCGCCCCUCCCUUGCCCCCUCUGCUGCCUCUGCUCCGUGCACGCUUGCUGCGCAGGCUGGGGGGGCUGCCGACGCUGCCAGUGGGCUAGCAGGGAGGGGCGUGGUGGAAGGCGUGGAAGGGGGCGAGGAGGACGGUGGUGGUGCGCAGAGGAGGGCAGAGCACAGGGAGAGGGAGGUGGCGGGGAGUGAGGUGGUGGUGAGAGUAGCGGGGGGUGAUUCUGCAGGGGCUGCUGGCGGAAGCACUGAUGCUGGCAGCGCAGGUGCUUUUGGUGUGAUUGGCAGCACUGCCGGUGGCACUGGUGGUGGUGGUAUUGCAGGUGCACUCAACCCCCCCGUGGCUGCAGUGCCACCUGCCCCCCUGAGACCACUGGAAGCUGCCCGUUUGGCUCGGCCGAGCAUGGCAGCACCUGCAGAACGUGCCACGUCAGCAUCAGCAGGCCGUGCCACGUCAGCACUAACAAGCUACGGGCGAUGGCUGAGGAGAGAGGCGAUGGCCGAAACAGUGGCAGCGGCAACAGCGCUGCGCAGUCAGCAGCAGCGAGCUGGGGGAUUCGGGGCAGGCGGAUUGGGGGAGGGCAUGAGUGCGUGGGAGAUGCAGCAGGAGGCGCAAGACGCGGCUGACUUCAGAGUGCUGCUGCGUGUGGAUGGCGUCCUGCCGAGACAAUCUGCUCGGCGCCUACAGCCUUCGAGGGCGCAGACUGCUGGAGCUGCGCAAGAAGCAUCUGAACAAGCACCUGAAGAAGCACCUGAACGAGCACCUGAACAAGCAACUGAACAAGCACCUGAAGAAAUACCAGGACAAGCACCUGAACAAACGCCCGAGGAGGGGAGACGUGAAGGGCCCAUUGCGGAGGCAGCUGCAGCUACAGAUGGGGCUGUGGCAACAGGUGGAGGGGUCGCACCCUGGGAGGCGGAGGUGAGAGAGGAAGAGGAGGCGGAAGAGGAGGAUGAGGAUGAGGAUGAGGAAGUGGAUGAGGAAGUGGAUGAGGAGAUCGAGAUGGUGGAGCUUGAUGGGUCGAGGCUGGAUAUGGGGCUGCUGGAAGGCAGUGCAGGCGAGGAAGCUUAUAUGGAGGAUAUGAUGGAUGGGGGCCAUGAGGGGCAUGAGGUGGAUGAGGAAGCGCUGAACGAGGUGGAUGACGCGUUUGACUUUGACGUUGCUCUGGGGGACGCCACCCCCCGCGUGGAUCACAUACCCCGUCCUGCCGCCUUGCCUGGCGGUGACGGCGCUCUGCCUGUGGGGGUGCAUGGGGGGCAAAGGGGGCACGGAGGGCAUGGAGGGCAUGGAGGGCGCGAGUGGGGGCAGGCCAGGAGAGGGGUGCCGUGGUUCCCUGGCAGGCUUGUGGAGGAGGCGGAGCAGUGGCAGGCGCGCGUGGCACGGCGGUGGGGGCAGGCAGGGGGACCGGCUGGGGCUGGCGAGCAGUCAAUGGGGGUUGCUGCUGGCAGAGGGGGAGGAGAGGGUGCUGGGAUGCCGGGCAUGGGUGCUGUGAGUCUAGGGGCGUGGCACGAGACAGCAGAGGCAGAGGCAGAGGCAGAGGCAGGCACUGGUGUGAUGCCCACAGCCUCUGAGCUGCCCUCUCCAUCGGCUGAUCACGCUGCUGCCCCUUCCUCACCCUCUUUCCGCAAUCUCCCCUCCUCCCCUGCCUCACCUUCCCUCCGCAACCUCCCCUCCUCGCCCGCCUCUCCCUCUUUCCGCAACUUCCCCUCCCCUCCGCACUCGCCCCCCACGCACGGCCCGCUGCAGCGUGGGAGAGCCGGGCUGCAUGCGGCGCCCCACGCUCAUGCCAUGGGCGCCGGCGGGCGCGAUAGGAGGCAGGGCGAGGGGGGUGCCAUGGAUGCUGCUGCUGGUGGUGGAGGGGGCGCAGGGGCCAGCAGUGCAUUCUCCUUCGGCACACCGGCUGAGUCCACCGCCUCUGUGGGCAUGCGCAUGCGCAGGAGGGGGUUUGUGCGCGCAUCGCUACUGCACGCCACCCCGGCCCUCACCACACGCCCCUCCUCUCCACCUCCUCCCGCUGCUGCUCCUCCUGCUCCUCCCCCUGCUGACCCGCCUUCGACUGCUCGAGCUCAGCCUCACCCCGCUGGUCGGCCUGCCACCACCUCGGCCUCGCCCCACGCGCCGCUGCCUCUGCCGGCGGACUCCCCCUGGGCGCUGGGCAUGCGCGCCCGCGUGGGCGAGGGGCGCCUGCCCGCCCGCACACGCGCCAGAGUGCCACUGCGCCCCUCAUCGCGCUCCGCUGCCAUGGGAGCGGGCGGCGAUUCGGGCGGCAACUCGGGCAGUGUGGGCAGCACCAGACCCGCCGCCCUUGGCGCCCCCGCCAUCCUGCCUGCCUUUACACCCCAUGGUAUCUCACCGCAUACCAUCACACUGCCCGUGGGUCCUGGCGAGGCGGAAGCAGCAGGGCAGUUGUUGUCGGGGCAGCGGUGGGAGCAGGCAGUGCGUGUGGGCGCCCUCCACACGGGCGCGCUGCAACACGGUGGGGGGGGUGGAGCACCUUCAGCAGCAGCAGCAGCAGGCGAGUCGCCAGUGUUGGAUGCAGCAGCAGUUACUGGCAGUGCGGUGGAAGGGGUGUUGAGAGGCGAAGGGGCAGUGGAGCAGGAUGUGUUUGGAGGGGAUGAGAGGACCACACACAGGAGGGAGGUUAGGGAGGGGAGGGUGGGGGGGCGGGGCGGAGGAGAGGGGCAAUGGGGGGAGGGCAACGGGGGGGGCAACGAGGGGGGCAGUGCGGAGAUGGCUGAAUCAGAUGGUAGCAGCACUCCCCCGCGCGCACCCCAUGGCAGGUCAGCUCAUGGCAGGUCCCGGCACGGGCGGCCGUGGCGGGGUGAGGCAAGGCAGUUGCGGGGCAGGGAGGAGGAUGGCCGUGACAGGGCUGCUGCACGCAUGCGGGCGAGGGUGGCGAGCAGGGCUGGACGGACGAGCAGGGGCAGGGGGGAGUGGGAGGCAGCGGUUGGCAGGAGUGAUGGGGUGAGGGACGGCGGGCAUCUGAUGGGUGUGGGUGGUGGGGGUGAGCGUGGCAGGGGAGUGGGUGGGGAGGGCCGUGGGCAUGGCAUGGAUGAGCAGAGCUGGUUGGAGGGUGUGGGGAUGGGUGUAGGCAGGCAGGGGAGUGACCGCACUGCUGCACUGCCUUCGCACCCCACACCUCCUGUGCCGGCCCGCCCACUGCCGUCUGAUGCCCUGCCCCCCGUGGGUGCUCAGCCCUUGCUGCUGCCGUCCUUUGCCGCCCAGCACAGAGUGCCGCGUGCCUGGCGCCCUGCUGGCCCUGGCAGGAGUGGUGGCGGCGAGGGUGGCCGGGGGAAUGGCGAGGAGGCAGGGGAGAGCGGAGAGGGUGGAGAGACUGGGUUCUUGUUUCAAAGGGGGCGUGGGUUUGAAAGGGAUGGUGCCGCAGUAGAUGUGGCUGCUGGAGUUGCUGAUGGUGCUGGGAUGAGUGGGGAGGCCGGUGAGGGAAUGAACAGAAGCGAGGGAAUGAGCAAUGCCAAUGCUGUAGCCCAUGGUGCAGCCCAUGCUGUGAGUCGACCUCCUCACUAUGCUGUCCCAGCCACCGUGACCCAUGCCGCAGCCACAGACGCCCAUGCCAUGCCACCACAUGACGGCCUUGCCACAGCACCCCCGCAUGCCCGCCCUGCCGCAGCAGCACCACAUGACCCCUCGCCCUCAGCCCCGCCUGCCACGGCCGACCUGCCUCUCGCCCCGCACUGGAGCCCCCUCCUCCUGCCCUCCGCGCUCUCCCCCCCCGCACCUCCUCAGGCAGGCUGGCAGGUGCCGCGCAGCAGGGCGGUGGGGGGUAGACAGGGGGGGGAGGCAGGGGGGCUGGACGCGUGGAGGGAGCGGAGGAGGGGCAUGGGCGCAGGCGACGGGGGCGAGCGGAGGAGGUGGCGCGAGUGGGCGAGUGUGCGGGGGAUGGGUGGAGCAGGCACGGCAGGGGCUGCAGACGAGUCCAGUGGGGAGGUGGCAGGAGGGGCGGAGGAGAUGGGGGCUGCAUGGGUGGGGGCUGGGAGGCCAAUGGGAGGGCAGGGGCCAGUGGGAGGGGAGGGUGAGGGGAGACAAGGCGAGUCAGGUGAGCAAGCGGUUGAGUGGGAAGGGGCUCGGGCACACGCCGCCCAGCAGCUCGUGGAGGCUCGGGCGCAGCAGGAACGGGAAGCGGUGGAUCGGCGGGCACGGGAGGCUCGGGAAGCUCUGGAGCGGCGGCUGAGGGAGGCUCGGGAGGCAGUGGAGCGGCGAGCGAGGCAGGCGGUGGAGAGGGUGGUUGGGGAAACAGGGCUGGAGCCUGGAGCUCCUGAAGGCGGUCGUGGGGCUGCUAAUAACGAGGACGGGGAUGAGGAUGGUGGCUCUGCGCUGGCAAGUGUUGUGGCGGCUGUGGGGGAUGCUGUGAGGGAGGCGGCAGCUGCUGAAGGUGCAGGCAGGGCGCGGAGAGGGGCGUGGGUGGAGGCGGGGAGAGGGGAGACGGUGGAGGAGAGGCGCGCGCGGCUGCAGCAGCGGUUCUCAGCGCUCACCCGCCUCAUGCUGCGCGACCACGCUGCCACCCGCCCCUUCUCGCCCUCUCCUCCUUUCACCUCUCAACUCCAACCGUCCCCUGUCACGAAAUCCCCCCUUAUAACGCUGUUCACUACCCCACGCCCUUCCUUCUUCUCCCAACACCAUACUUCGUUCCUUGGCAUGUUCCUUUGUCCCACUCACUUCCUUGGCCGUUUUGUCUUCUGCCCGCCCGCUCACUCAUCAGUCCGCCCUUCUCUGUGCACACAUCCCUCCCUCCCCCCCCAUCAGCGGCUGGCGGUGUGGCAGGCGUUGGAGGCGGGCAUGGGGGGGGUGGACGCCGCCUUCCACCGCAUCGCCCCCUUCCCCCGCCCCCCCCUCGCGCGCAACUUCCCUCUCGCCUUCCGCCUCGCCGCCAUCGACCGCGACUUCAAUGAGUGUGUCCCGCCCCGCCCCCCCUCCCCUUCAAUGAGUGUGUCGGACUACGAGAUGCUGCUGGCGCUGGACGACAUCUCAGCGCCCGUCGUGCGCCCCGGCGCCACGCCCGAUGAGAUCAACAGCCUGCCCACCGCCCUCGUCACGGCACAUGACAGCGAUCUGGGCCCGUGUGCCAUCUGCAUUGAGGUGCCCUCCCCGCCUGAAGUCAUCCGCCGCCUACCCUGCUCCCAUGCCUUCCAUCGCGAU
Closterium sp. Naga37s-1 is the source of this 9135-nucleotide messenger RNA. NCBI's taxonomy places the organism in Eukaryota, Viridiplantae, Streptophyta, Zygnematophyceae, Desmidiales, Closteriaceae. The record is from the annotation of a GenBank genome assembly.